AUGGAGCUUCCUCUCAUUCCACUUGCGCUCGCUUCUCUUCUUGGGAUCCACGGUAUACGCAAAAAAUCACUCUCUCUGAGUGGUGCAGCAACAGCAUUCUUAGUCGGUCUCUCGGUGUUCGCAGGUCAUGUCAGAGUAUUCGGGGUGGCUUGUGUCGUGUUCUAUCUCACAGGAAGCAGGGCUACCAAAUUUGGGAAACAGAAAAAAGCCAAACUCGAAGACGGGUACCACGAAGCUGGUUAUCGGUCAGGCUGGCAAGUCUUGAGUAACGCAUUCUCCGCGGUCGUAGCCUGUCUACUGUGGAAUAUUUUGUUCACCCCGAUGAGCUUUCAGUCGCGUGUUCUUAGUCGUCCUGGAGUGAGAGAGAAUCUUUUUGACCUCUUGGACGCGAAGCCGACGGAAUACGAUGGUGACUGGUGUCCCAUUGACCGUACCAUCGCAAAUGGAUGGAGUCGGACAUUGGUUUUUGCUGCGUUGGGACAUUUCGGCUGCUGCCUGGGAGAUACUCUCGCCUCCGAGCUUGGGAUCCUCUCUAAAUCAAGACCUAUACUCAUCACCACUCUAAAGCCAGUUCCUCCGGGCACGAAUGGGGGAAUGAGCGUGACGGGAACAGUUGCGUCUAUAACUGGCGGAAUCGUCAUCGGUGUUACAAUGAGUUUGUGUUUGAUCGUAGAAAAUGCGAGGUGUCGAGAGUCUUCCAUCGGUAUCAUUCUUGAUAUGGUCAAGUGGGGUGCGGUUGCUGGCGGAGUCGGUAGUCUGAUAGAUUCUUUCCUAGGAGCGACCGUUCAACAAACGAGAUAUAAUGUGGACAAUAAGAAGAUUUUGCAGGAUGAGAGCGUGUCAAAGGGUCCUGUUAAAGUCAUCAGUGGGUGGAAUGUGCUCACCAACAACCAAGUCAAUGUUGUUUCUAGUAUCUUCACGAGUCUCUGGAUAUGUCUAAUGUAG
This is a messenger RNA of Marasmius oreades (fairy-ring Marasmius), 945 nucleotides long. RefSeq lists its product as uncharacterized. Gene Ontology annotation, cellular component: membrane. The transcript has 5 exons. NCBI's taxonomy places the organism in Eukaryota, Fungi, Basidiomycota, Agaricomycetes, Agaricales, Marasmiaceae. The record is from RefSeq and is a predicted model, not a curated record. Bases 1 to 945 code for a protein of 314 amino acids.